AUGGAUGAUGAAACUAUCUUCAAUCUUCAACCCCAAAAAACAUUAAAGGAUCUUAUUAAGGACCCACAGGGAUCGCGGACCCCUCCGUUUUUGGCUACGUUUUAUCUGUAUCAAAUUGAAGCUUUGGAGCAAGCAAUCAAGCAGAACACAAUAGUGUUUUUGGAUACUGGGUCAGGCAAAACAUUGAUUGCGAUUAUGCUUCUUCGAUGCUAUGCACAUCUUUUAACAAAACCGUCAUCCAAUUUUGCAGUAUUUUUGGUGCCCACUGUUGUACUAGUCAAACAGCAAGCUGAGGCUGUGAGGAAGUACCUUGAUUUGAAAGUGGAGGAAUAUUGGGGGGAAAAAAAGGGUAUGGAUUACUGGAAUGCAUCUGAUUGGACGAAGCAACGAGAUGAAAAUCAGGUAAUGGUAAUGACACCUGCCAUUUUACAUGAUGCGUUGACGCAUAAGUUUCUACGCUUAGAUAAUAUUAAGCUUUUGAUAUUUGAUGAAUGCCAUAACGCCAAAAAACGGCAUCCGUAUGCUCUCAUCAUGAACGAGUUCUAUCACCGCCAGUUACGUGAUGGUAUUACUGAGCUUCCUAGGAUACUCGGUAUGACAGCUUCACCUGUGAAAGGCAAAGGUCUAAGCUCAACUGAGGAUUAUUGGAAAGAAAUUAAAAACCUCGAGAAUCAAUUGAACUCAAAGGUAUUUACAUGUGAAGUGGCUGAGUCAGUUCCCAUAUCUGCCCCUCAGUACAAGUAUUACCAGAGUAUAGAAUUUCCUGAUCAGGUGUUGAAGGAGUUAAAAUGUACUUUGCUGCUUUUAAGAGAAAAGCAUGAAAUAACAAUAAAAAAGGCAAACAUCUCGGAAUCUUCAAUGGACCAUUCAAUGAAGAGGUUAUCGAAACUAUCAUCAAUAUUCGAGUUCUGUUUGCAAGAGUUGGGCAUUUGGUUGGCAGUGAAGGCGACAGAAGCAUAUGCGUGUGAAGAAAAUGACCUCUUUACGGGGGCACUUGAUGUACGUGGAGACACAAUUGCUAGAGAGUUCUGCAAAGAUGCCAAUAAAGCUUUCUCUUCAUACAUACCAGCUGAAUGGAUGAUUAGUCACAUUAAUCAGGAAAGUGUGAGGAUCGGAUUAAUCUCAGCAAAAGUUGUGUGCUUACUUGAAUCACUUGCUGAAUACAGGCAUGUAAAUGAUAUGAGAUGCAUUAUAUUUGUCGAGAGGGUGAUUACAGCCAUUGUACUUAAAAGCUUACUCAGGGAGUUAAACCCCAAACUGUUUGGGUGGAGAACUGAAUACACUGCCGGUAAUCAUUCUACAAUGCAGUCACAAAGCCGUGGUGUUCAAAAUAAAAUCGUGGAAGAGUUCCGUAAAGGAAUGGUCAAUAUAAUUGUUGCAACAUCGAUCCUUGAAGAAGGUCUGGAUGUUCAGAAAUGCAAUCUUGUAAUUCGAUUUGACCUCUCAGCCACUAUUUGUAGCUUUAUUCAGUCUCGAGGCCGUGCUCGAAUGUCAAACUCAGAAUUUGUGUUGCUUAUUAAAAGUGGGGACACGGAGACGUUAGAGAAGGCGAACAACUACCUUUUGAGUGGAAAACUCAUGAGGGAUCAGUCAUUAAAUCAUGCUUCUGAACCGUGUGAGCCAUUGGAUAGUGAAAUGUUAGACGAAGAUGUAUAUUGCGUGGAAUCUACUGGGGCAACUUUAAGCUUGAGUUCUAGCAUUGGAAUGGUUAACUUCUAUUGUUCUAGACUGCCUUCUGACGGGUAUUUCAAGCCUUAUCCGAGCUUUAUAACUGAUAAGGAAUCAGGAACUUGCACAAUUCUUUUCCCUAAAAGUUGCCCACUUCCAAGAGUCUGUAUUGAGAGUAAGGGCAAGUCAAAAAUGCUGAAACGAAUCGCAUGCCUUGAAGCAUGUAAGCAACUUCAUAAGAUGGGAGCGUUAACAGAUAAUCUUGUUCCGGAUACCGUGGAGGAAGCUGAUGAUUCACAAGAAAUCGAGUACGAUUAUGAAGAAGAAAAGGUUCAAUACGUGCCUCCUGAGCUUGUGGGGCGAUUAGGAGUUGAUUCAGAUAAAGUGUAUCACUUUUACUCAAUUAAGUUAAAGAAGAACUUUGAUUACAAUGUUGAAUUCCAAGAUAUAGUACUUGGAGUGAAGACUGAGUUAGAACUCGAUAGUCAAGGAUUAUCUUUUGAACUUGAGGUCGAUAGAGGCACCCUUUCUGCUUCCGUGGCUUAUCUUGGGAUGUCCAUGUUUACAUCUGAGCAGAUCAGCCUAUUGAACAAAUUUCAAUUGACUAUGUUCAAGGUACUUCUUGAUCACUCUAUCACAGAGUUGAUGAAAUCUUUAGAAGUAAUUAAGUCAAAAAAGGACAUAAUGGGAUUUGAGUAUCUUCUGCUGCCUUCAAUGGGAUUAAAUAAAGCAUCAUCAAUCUUUGAUUGGAAUUCUGUUCGUUCUAUUCAGUUUCCACAUGAAGAAAAACAUAAUUGCUCUUUAACGAGCAACAAUCAUCACCAAGUACACACCAGAAAUGGAUUAAUUUGCAGUUGUUUGGUGGAAAGUUCAUUGGUAUAUACCCCUCAUAAUGGGCGUUUGUAUUGUACCACCGAAUGGUUACAUGGUAUGAAUAGUAAUUCGCUCUUGGAAACAAAGGAAGAUGAAACAAUCACCUAUAAAGAUUACUACAAAACAAAGUAUGAUAUUGACUUGAAGUACGACUCCUUUUUUUUAGCAAGACAGCUUUUUGUAGUUCAAAAUUUUCUUCAAAGAGGCAGACAUCAUAAGGAGAAAGAAAUAAGAAAUGUAAGGGUUCAGCUGCCUUCCGAAGUGUGUUACAUUAUCAUGUCGCCGAUAUCUCUAAGUACCUUCUAUUCAUUCUCUUUCCUACCGUCAGUGAUGCAUAGGAUCGAGUCAUGGCUUUUAGCCAUCAACUUAAAGAAGUUGCAUGUAGAUCAUACUCUUUCAAAUGCAAAUGUUUCGCCCCUCAAGGUCUUAGAAGCAAUCACUACAAAGAAAUGCCUUGAAAGUUAUAAUCUGGAAUCUUUUGAGAUCUUGGGUGAUUCUUUUUUAAAGUAUGCAGCAACUCAACAUUUAUUUAAAUCUCUCCAAAAUCAACACGAGGGCAUCCUGAGUUCUCGGAGGGAGAAAAUAAUAUCCAAUGAAUCGUUAUGCAGAUUGGGAUGUCGCUGCAAUAUUCUGGGAUUCAUCCGUAAUGAACCUUUUGAUCCAAAGGCAUGGGUUAUUCCGGGGGAUCGAUCUGCCAACUUGAACUUGGAAGAAAAAGUGUUCCCAACUGGGAGAAGAGGUUACAUUGGCAGGAAAAGAACAUUAAAAAAGAAAGUAGUAGCGGAUGUUGUAGAAUCAUUAAUUGGCGUUUUUCUUAGCGAAGGAGGUGAAUCAGCAGCCUUAUCAUUUAUGGGCUGGCUAGGAAUAGAGGUUGACUUUGGCAACACGCUUUAUGCCAGAACAAUGAUACCGCAACCUGAAAAGUUUGUAAGCAUUGAUCAGUUGGAAUCGGUUCUUAGUUAUUCAUUUCAGGACCCAUCUUUACUUGUUGAAGCAUUAACACAUGGUUCUUAUAUGCUACCUGAGAUUCCAAGAUGUUACCAGCGUUUAGAGUUUCUUGGGGAUGCCGUGUUGGACUAUUUAAUGACCGUACACCUAUAUAGGAAAUAUCCCGGAAUAUCUCCUGGCCUGUUGACUGAUCUAAGGUCUGCAUCCGUAAACAAUGAUUGUUAUGCCCAAUCUUCGGUUAGAGUUGGACUGCACAAGCACAUCCUUCACGGAUCACAAGUUCUGCAUCGGAAUAUAGUGUCCGCUGUUGAUGAUUUUGAACAACUGCAGUUGGUUUCUACUUUUGGAUGGGAGUCUGAAAGCACAUUUCCAAAGGUACUUGGAGAUGUGAUAGAAUCAAUAGCCGGGGCGAUUCUUGUGGAUUCUGGAUAUGACAAAGACCAAGUUUUUCGGAGCAUUAGGCCACUUCUCGAGCCAUUGGUAACCCCGGAGACGCUGAGACUUCAUCCGGUGAAAGAGUUGCAUGAUCUCCUUCAAAAGAAACAUUUUGGAAUAAAAAAAUCUGCUAAAAGGACUCUUGAGGGUACCAUAUCUUUCACCAUUGAAGUCGAAGCGGAAGGAAUCGUGUUCAAAGACUCGUGCGUGGCUCAAGAUAAGAAAAUGGCUGAGAGACUUGCAUCCAAGUCUGUUUUGAAGCUCAUCAAAGAAAUAUUUCCUGGCAUAUAACAUUUCAUUUGGUACCUUAUUGUAUUUGGCAAAAGAAUAUCAUAUUGAAACUAGAAAUGGAAUGGUGAAUAUACUAUGAAGAUGAAAAUGAUAUGAUUAUGAAAGAAAUGUAAUUUGAGAUGAUUAUGAUGAAAUGAAAAUGCUUGAUGUGUUAAAGUCAAACAUAAA
Molecule: messenger RNA, 4383 nt
Organism: Erigeron canadensis
Lineage: Eukaryota; Viridiplantae; Streptophyta; Magnoliopsida; Asterales; Asteraceae
Product: endoribonuclease Dicer homolog 2-like
Exons: 22
Coding region: 1-4215 (1404 amino acids)
Biological process (GO): siRNA processing
Cellular component (GO): nucleus; cytoplasm
Molecular function (GO): protein binding; ribonuclease III activity; RNA binding
Source: RefSeq, a predicted model, not a curated record